Molecule: messenger RNA, 1906 nt
Organism: Zophobas morio
Lineage: Eukaryota; Metazoa; Arthropoda; Insecta; Coleoptera; Tenebrionidae
Product: sodium-coupled monocarboxylate transporter 2-like
Exons: 7
Coding region: 121-1857 (578 amino acids)
Biological process (GO): transmembrane transport; sodium ion transport
Cellular component (GO): membrane
Molecular function (GO): symporter activity
Source: RefSeq, a predicted model, not a curated record
UCAAAAUAAAAUAAGUUAUUUCAAUGCAAGGUUACGACACUUCCAUUCCAAUUAGCUAUUCGUGCAUAGUCAGUGUACACUGUUAGAAUUUAGUACAACUGGUACAAUUGGAACUAAACCAUGACCCCUAAUUUAAAUUCAAAGGUCACUUUGAAUUGGUACGACUAUACCAUCUUUGUAGGUACUUUAGUUUUCAGUACUAUGAUCGGAAUCUAUUACGGAUGCUUUGGAACUAAACAAGCAACAACCAGAGAGUACCUCAUGGGAGCGAAAACCAUGAAAAUCAUCCCUAUAGGAAUCUCAGUGGCAGUGGGUCACAUUUCCGGAACUUUUCUACUAGGAACAGCAGCAGAAGUAUUCAGAUACGGAGCCAGCGUUUGGUUGAUGGUUGUGUCAAUAAUAAUAAUGGGGUUCCUAGUAAAUUAUAUUUACCUUCCUGUGUUUUUUAAAUUGCGACUAAGAAACAUUUACGACUAUUUGGAGCAAAGAUUCGACAGGAAAACGAGAAUUUUGGCCAUUGUAUUUUACGUGGUUGCUGAAGUUUUUUUAUUUCCAGUGCAAGCGUAUACUCCAUCGUUGACAUUCGCAACUGCUAGUGGUUUUAAUGUCAAUCUGGUCGCGUUUGUCUUGUGUGCCGUUUGCGUCUUUUACACUGCGAUUGGUGGCUUCAAAACGGUCAUUUGGACGGAUUUUUUUCAGUUUGGAAUAAUAGUGACGUCUUUCGUUAGCGUUUACUUGAUCGGUCUGGGAAAAUUUGGAGGGUUCUUGUCGGUGUGGUACACAGCUUUGGCUGGCGAAAGACUACAGGUUUUUAACUUCGAUGUUGACCCUACAGUCAGAGGUACUUUCUGGGGGUAUCUGAUAGGUCUAGCAGCCGCUUCUACUAGCCAUCUGGCCGUACGUCAAACCGGGGCCCAAAAAUUUUUAACCUUAGGAAAAUCUACCGAUCUCAAGUGGUCGGUUACCUACACCGUAAUUAGUAUGUCUGUGCUCCAGACUUUGUGCGUUUUGGUUGGCUUAGUGGUUUAUGUCAAGUACAAAGACUGUGACCCUCUCACCAGUCACAUGAUUUCAAAGCAUGACCAAAUUUUCCCGUUCUUUGUAACCGAGAUUGGUGCCAGCCUACCAGGAAUCUCGGGUCUCUUUAUAGCAGCUAUUUGUAGUGGAUCACUAAGUUCAAUGUCGUCCAACUUAAACGCUCUCUCUGGUGUCAUCUACAAAGACGUUGCGUACCUUUUCCUCAUGAAAAAACUCUCCGACAAAAGUAGUAGCAGUAUUUUAAAAGUGAUAGUCCUUGUUGUUGGAACCUUGUGUACCUGCUUAGUGUUUACAAUAGGACUAUUGGGCGAAAUAUUUUCCAUUAGUUUGUUGUUGCAAGGUCUUGCAGAAGGACCGUUGUUGGGGUUGUUCACACUAGGAAUUCUCUUCCCACAGGCAAAUUCAAAGGGAGCCUUCUAUGGUACUCUUGGUGGUUUUAUUGCUGUUGGAAUUCUAGCAAUCCCCGCCAAAUUCUACGAACUGAAAGGUUUGAUAAAGUAUCCUACGAAACCUCUGUCAGUACGUAGUUGUGAUUUUUUCAACCAAACGACAACUACAACAAAUUUUACUACUGCUUUAAACGAUUCCGUUUCGUCCCAAGUACCCUCCAUUUUUAGAAUCUCGUUUUAUUAUUACACGUUCAUUGGAACCGCAAUGACUGUCAUUUUUGGAUUAAUUAUUAGCUAUAUGUCAAAGAGUGCUUCGGUUGACAGAAAACUGCUAAGUCCCUUGAUAUACAGGUGCUUACCUGAAGAAGGUCGGGAAGAAGAGAAGGUUUCUUGUACUAGUGCACAAGAAAGUUCAUUGAUUCUGCGUUAGAAUUUUUGGGUACUGUUAGUAAAUUUCAGUUUUAAAAUAAACGUUUAAU